Molecule: messenger RNA, 693 nt
Organism: Babesia sp. Xinjiang
Lineage: Eukaryota; Apicomplexa; Aconoidasida; Piroplasmida; Babesiidae
Exons: 6
Coding region: 1-693 (230 amino acids)
Cellular component (GO): zeta DNA polymerase complex
Source: RefSeq, a predicted model, not a curated record
AUGUAUGGCGUGGGAUAUCUGGAUGUGGUAGACGAAUUAAAACUUUUCCUAGAGGCAAUCAUUCACACUCUUUUUUACAAGCACGGCAUCUACCCACCAGACUCGUUCACAACCACCAAACGCUUCGGAAUCAAUGUUAGACGUCACAACCAACCCGAGGUCAUACACUAUGUCCAACAGAUAAUCGACGUAUUCCACCUGUUGCUUAAAGAUAAAAUAUUGAGAGAUUGUGCUAUCGUCAUUGAAGAAAACGGUUCCCCGAAAAACGUUAUAACCUACAACCUACAGGUGGAACACUUUCUUUACAAAACGCCUAUACGACACUUCGAUACCGAAACUCUACACAAUGAAUUCGCUAAGGCACUGAUGAAGAUUGAGAUCCGUAAAUGCGGAUUACAAAGGGAUCUCAAGGUAGCCGAUACAACACAGCAGCUCACAGAACCCUGUGAUUUCAAUGUUUACUUCUAUACUAUAAGCAAGCUGAAAGGUGCUAUAAUCAAAGGUUUUGGUCCAAAGGAGGAAAACGUGAAGCACGCAUAUGCUUACUCACCGCCGAUCUUAGAACUUGAAAAAAACAGGGAACUCAGCUCGGCACCGAGAGAUUAUAUACAGUCCAUCGUAUUACCGACGGGAGAAACGUACGAUGAUACAGACACGGACGUGCCACUCAUACAAUUAUAUACCUGUGAGUAG